AUGUCGUCCAUGCGUAACGCCGUUCAACGGCGGAACCACAAAGAGCGUGGCCAGGUCUCCGGCCGCGAGAAAUGGGGUCUCCUCGAGAAGCACAAGGACUACUCGCUCCGUGCGAAAGAUUACAAUGCCAAGAAGGCUAAGCUGAAGCGCCUCGAAGAGAAGGCGCGGGAUCGCAAUCCCGAUGAGUUCGCCUUCGGUAUGAUGAAUGAAAAGAACAAAAUCCAAGGCCGACAUGGACGUGGAAAGGGCACAGCGCGAGACUCUGCUGCAGCACAGGGAUUGAGCCACGAUGCAAUCAAGCUGCUGAAGACGCAAGACAAAGGAUAUCUCCGGACGGUUGGAGAGCGUGUGCGCCGUGAGAUUGAGCGCCUAGAGCGCGAGGUGGAGUUGCAAAAAGGCAUGGACAAAGUCCUAGGCAGGGACGGGAAAGCAGGCAAGGAUAGCGACGAGGACGACGAGUUCGACGAUGAUUCCGACGACUUCGACUUCGGUGCUCCGCCGAAGAUGAAACCCAGCAAGACGGUAUUUGCUGAGGAUCGACGGGACCAAUUGGCAAUGAAAAGGCAGCGGAUUCAAAAGGAGGAAUCUGCUUUGGAUGCAGAGGAAGAAGUUCAGUCGUCAAGCAAGACCGGCAAAACCAAAACACCUAAACAGCUCCAGGCUGAGCGGCAAGCACUUGUGGAUGCCAGGCGAGCUCGUAAACUCCGCAAACGAGCUGUCGAGGCCCGUCACAACAAGUUAACUGCGCUGCACAAGCAAUUCGCCGAGAUCCGGACUGCAGAGCAAGAGCUUGAUUGGCAGCGGGCGAAGAUGGAAAAUUCCGUCGGAGGCACCAACAAGGACGGUAUCAAAUGGAAGAUCCGUGAGCGCAAGCGCUGA
This is a messenger RNA of Penicillium bovifimosum, 879 nucleotides long. Its product is annotated as rRNA-processing protein UTP11. The coding region runs from base 1 to 879 and encodes 292 amino acids. The record is from RefSeq and is a predicted model, not a curated record. Gene Ontology annotation, cellular component: small-subunit processome; nucleolus. Gene Ontology annotation, biological process: rRNA processing. NCBI's taxonomy places the organism in Eukaryota, Fungi, Ascomycota, Eurotiomycetes, Eurotiales, Aspergillaceae. The transcript has 2 exons.